UAAUUCCCGGUGUGGACUGCGGUCAAAGGCAGAAGAACCAUUUGCUAUUUCCCCGUCUCCCACAAGUCUACGGAUCCUUCUCCACCGCUAACUGCAGCGCAAUCAAGGGAAGGAGAUGGCGCACGCGUACGUCUCCGCCCUCUCCCUCUCUGCGCCUUUUACAGCGACGCAGUGAUCGGCAAUGAGAUAGCGACGAGAAGAAACGCGCGCCACCAGGGGGAGGAGGAGGAGGAGGAGGAGGUCGAGAAGGGCUUCGUCGCCGAUUCGAAAGUUGAUGAUAGGAGAAAAGGCGGGACUUUUUAGCCUCUUCCUGGUGUUCGACGAGAAGAAUUCGCCCGAUUGUGCUGUCGGUCGCCGGAGGAAGGAAUUUUAUCUGCGGGUUUUGUGAUAAAAAUCGGACCUUGGAAUGGAAGGGAGGGAGCUCCGGCGAAGCGUGACGUUGUCGGAUCAGUUGUCCGUCGACGACUCGUCCAGACUCGGAGACCUCCUCAAGAUUCGGGAGGAGGAAGAGACGCGAUUCUCCCUCCGCGAGUCGUUGAUUGUGGGGCCGGUUGUCACAUGCGAAAAGGAAGAAGACUCCGCCGCUGACGGUGGCGACGGCAACGGUGGAAGGACGCUCCUCGACAUCAUCCUGCAGGAGCACGAGGUGAAUGGGGUCGCGGAGGACGGGAACUCUAGCAGUUCCGCCGAAUGGAAGACUCUGAGAGACCACUUCCUCCUCCAUAGCGACGGUGCUUCCUCCCGCUGCCAGCUUCGAUCAAGCUCGAAUCCCGUGCGCGAUAACUCAGGCCACCUCAUUCCCGCCGCAGCCUCCUCGGAGUCCAAUUAUAACUCAGACCUUGUUGACCCACAACCCACUGACGUCGCUGCGGUGGCACCAACGGAAGUACUUACAGCUAGCGAACUAAACAACGCCGAUGAAGGCGCUGCCGCGGAGUCGCCCGACUCCGCUGUUGCAGAGGGCGAGGAGGAGGGGGUGGAAGAGCCGGGCAGAGUGUCGCUGAUGGCAUUACUGGAGCAGACCGACCGUCAAUGGGGCGGGAGCGGGAGGGAAGGGCUAUCUCCGUUGGCAACGGCGGCGGAGGACGAGGAGGACAGCGGCGGCGGAGGGGCGAUGUCAUACAUGUGCUGUGUGUGCAUGGUAAGGCACAAAGGAGCUGCCUUUAUCCCCUGCGGCCACACCUUCUGCCGCACCUGCUCACGCGAGCUCUGGCUCGGCCGUGGCAGCUGCCCCCUCUGCAACCGCCAAAUUCUCGAGGUCCUCGACAUCUUCUAAUCCCUCCUGCUCUACUUCCAGCACCUCAACUCAGGCAAUGUCUCCCCCUGUGUGGUAACUGAUAUCUACUACAUAUUUGCUAUCCAAUCUGGUGUUGCUGAUCCAGUACUCGACUUCUAUUUCUGAUAUCUGAAAAUCGAGAACAGUUUAAUAUAAUAAGUUAUGAAUUGCUGAUCA
Zingiber officinale is the source of this 1453-nucleotide messenger RNA. RefSeq lists its product as uncharacterized. The transcript is spliced from 3 exons. Lineage: Eukaryota; Viridiplantae; Streptophyta; Magnoliopsida; Zingiberales; Zingiberaceae. The record is from RefSeq and is a predicted model, not a curated record. Bases 407 to 1276 code for a protein of 289 amino acids.